AUGGAAAAGGUAGUUGGAAAAUUAAUUUAUUUAUAUAAUAUAUUUCAAAUCAUGAGUACUCCUACAGUAAUUCAUGAUUUACAAUUUUUAUAUUCCCAAGUAUCAUUUGUCUUGGGAAUAAUGGUUUCUUUUAUUUAUUUAUCUCUAUCUCUAUGUGCUACCAUUGCCGCAGUUUUUGGUGCCAAUAAAGGACCACUCUCUAAAAAUACAUUUGUUGUCAGAUUUGGAUUUAUUCCAGGUGUUAUUGGUAGUGAACUAAGUCUUCACUUUGUAUUAUUAAUGUCAUUGAUAACUGUAAUUUGUUGGAAAGUAAAUUUAUUUGUAUAUUUUAUUCCAAGAUUGGGUCUCUUUAUUAUGACUGUCAGUUCUUGCUUCCUCAUUAAAACCUACUUUGGUGGUUUCAAAACUGCUGCGCCAGCCAAGCGUGUUAUGGAUGCUUUUUGUGGUGUUCCAGCCAACCAGAAUUUUCAAAAGAAACCAUUCAGUUUCUCAAAUAUUCUAGUGUCAAUCCGUUCGUUCCAACAGCGAACUUUCCAAGCGGUCGAGUCUUUCGUUAUGUCGUUCCGCAAACAAAAGAUUCACCAACAUUCUUCAUCGACUCUCGGCGAUCCAAACCCACUGAGUUUCGGUUUUUGGUUCAAAAUGCUUUUCUUCCUACCGAAACUCCACUUUCCCAAUGUUCAACGCAUUCGUGACAUCCCAUACGGUGAACACAGCCUGCAGGCAAUCGACAUUUACUUCCACAACACCUGUCCAACAUCGCGUCCCAUUCUCGUCUAUGUCCACGGUGGUGGUUGGCGUGAGAACAGCGGAACCCGAGCCAACUCUGGAUUACCAUUCAUCUACCAGAUGGCCAACCAAAAAUGGAUCGUUUUCUCGAUUGGCUAUCGUUUGUCGCCCACCCACAAAUUCCCAACUCACAUCCAGGAUGUGAAGCGUGCCAUCACAUGGGUACGUGAAAACGCUAUCCACUAUGGUGGUGACAUCGACUGUAUGUUUAUUGCUGGUGGUUCUGCAGGAGGACAUUUGGCAACACUCGCUUCACUCACCGACGGAAAAGAUUUCGAAGAGUUUUCCAAGGGUGCCGCUGCCGGUAACUCACAAGGUGUCAGCCAACUUCCACCACAAAUCGACAAUCUCAUCAAUCAAUUUAACAAUGAAAUUAACAGUAACAGCAAUAACGAACAACAAAACACUGCUAAUCAAGCCAUCAACAUCAAUAUGAACAGCUUGAAACUCGUUGAUAACAAACCAAGGAAGAGUUACCCUCCAUUCCGUGCUUGUAUCUCGAUGUAUGCAGUCUAUGAUUUCACCAACCGUAACAAUACGUUCGUAGUUGAUUUCCCAGCUUAUUUGAGUUGGAAGAAUAUCAUGCCAGCUGCCUACAAAGAGAUUCCAGAUCUCUAUGGAAUGUGCUCACCGAUCGACCAAAUCCCAUCGGAGACAUCGACACAGUAUUUCAUUCUCCACGGAGAUUUCGAUGAGUUGGUACCGAUGGAAGAGUCACUCUAUUUCAUCAAGCGCUUCAAAGAGACCGUAAAGAAUCCGAAUAUCACAUGGCUCGAGAUUCCAGGUGGUCAUCACGCUUUCGACGCCAUCUACUCGCCGCGUACCAUCUACACCGUGCAUGCCAUGUACAGAUAUCUCAAUCGUGUCUACCGUCAACACAUCUCCGACCGUCUUCAACAGAGAAAACAACGUCAGCUACGUGAGAGAAAGAAUCUACUUUCACUAUCAGCUUCAUCACUACCAACUUCAGCAAAUCACCAUGUAAUUAGUCAACAACAACAACAACAACAAUCAUCACAACCAAAUAUCAACCAACCGAUUUAUCAGCACCAACAACAACAAUUAAUUAACUAUAAUUUAACGAAUAACACCGAUAAUAGUCUCAAUGGUCAAGGAUCAAUAGCAUCGAUAGCAUCUUCCACAUCCAUUGCACAACCCAUUCCAAUCGAACACAUUGGAAAAUAA
Molecule: messenger RNA, 1974 nt
Organism: Heterostelium album PN500
Lineage: Eukaryota; Evosea; Eumycetozoa; Acytosteliales; Acytosteliaceae
Exons: 3
Coding region: 1-1974 (657 amino acids)
Source: RefSeq, a predicted model, not a curated record